AGCCAUUUUGGCUCCAGCGAUCUUGUCCCAAGCAAUUUUAGUGCUGGACGAUGGGCCAAGCUUGCCAGAAGCCGCCGCAGGAGACCCCCGCGGAGGUGGCGAAGCCGGCCCCUGCGGAGGAAGAGAAGCCGGCGCCAGCGCCGGCGCCGCCAGCGGAGCCGCAACCUGCCGCCGACCUGACCUCGAAGGAGGAGGCCGCGCUGGACACAGCAGCCGAGCAGAAGAGCUUCUCGCGGAUGUGCUCGGGGGGGGCGGAGCCGGCGCCGGCUCCGGCGGAGCCGCCACCUGCCGCCGACCCGCCGCCGAAGGAGAAGCCUGCGCCGGACACGGCCGAGGAGAAGGCGCCGCCGCCGACAGCGGAGCCUCAGCCUGCUCCCGAGCUGACGAAGAAGGAGGAGGCCGCGCUGGACACAACAGGCGAGCAGAAGAGCUUCACGCGUGUGUGCUCGGGGGGGGCGGAGCCCGCCCCGGCUCCAGCGACGCCAGCGGAAGCGCCGCCUGCCGCCGACCCGCCGCCGAAGGAGAAGCCUGCGCCGCCAGCAGACCCGCAACCUGCCGCGGACUUGACGUCGGUGGCGCCAGCGCCUCCAGCGGAGGCGCCACUUGCUGUCGACUUGACGUCGAAGGAGGAGGAUGCGCUGAACGUAGCGAGGCAGAGGAGCUGCAUGCGGGUGUGCACGGCGUCGGCGGCGGAUUCGGUUUGCAGUGUGCAGUGAUCGGCGAUGGCGACGGGGACCUGGCGAGCGACGGGGAGGCCGCAAUCGCAUCCGCAGCGAGAGGAUCUUUUAGAUUGAUCGUCAGGUAGAUUUUCCAUUGAAAUUCGAUCGUGCGAGAAAUACCUAGGUAGGCUUUUUUCGAGCAAAUUUUCAGCCCCGCAGACUUAGUAGUAGCAGAACCAUCUGCUGCAGGAUCGUGUACAGUCACUUCCGAAGGCCAGGCGUCUGAGUGCGCAAGCUUCCGCGCAAUCGCGUGCUCCUUACUGCUGACCGCUUCAUGUCGGGCCUGGCCCCUAUGGCUUGGUCUGCACUGCUAGCCAGCAUGUAAGGAGAACCGAAGGACGCGACGAGGAGGACUGACAUUAUAACCAAAAAACCAACAAGAUGUUAAGUGAGGCUCCCACAAGUUACCAGCGAUCCCUGUGCAGCGGUCGGCUGCGCCCGCGCUCGGUGGAGCCCACAGUUUCGGCUUCGCGCCAACACGAGGUGGUGAAAGCCCUUUGAGUCUAGCCCACCUUGGUGGUGCCUUGCCCUGUGCUUGUCGAUUACAGCCCAUCGGCGCGCCGGAGGAA
Prorocentrum cordatum is the source of this 1288-nucleotide messenger RNA. The record is from the annotation of a GenBank genome assembly. NCBI's taxonomy places the organism in Eukaryota, Dinophyceae, Prorocentrales, Prorocentraceae.